Messenger RNA from Cryptomeria japonica (Japanese cedar), 1393 nucleotides. RefSeq names its product immune-associated nucleotide-binding protein 9. The record is from RefSeq and is a predicted model, not a curated record. The coding region runs from base 263 to 1120 and encodes 285 amino acids. Gene Ontology annotation, molecular function: GTP binding. The transcript has 6 exons. NCBI's taxonomy places the organism in Eukaryota, Viridiplantae, Streptophyta, Pinopsida, Cupressales, Cupressaceae.
UUCAAUAGCCUCUCCUGUCUGCAUCAUUUCAGAAUACAAUCUUUGCGUGCCUUUUUCUAUGCUAUCUCCGAAUACAUUCUCUUCUCCAACAUAAAAUUACGUCAUCUCUGGUUUUGCAUUUAUUCCUUGGACUCUAACAUGCCUUAUUUCCUACGCAACCAUUGCUUCUCCUCUUUACAUUCACUACAACGAGAAGAAAUUUUUUGCUCUGGUCUUCGCUAGGAUUAGCUGGAAAUUGUUGAACUGUUUGGCGAAAUUAAUAAUGGAUCCCACAACUCUGGUUUUAAUUGGGCGUACUGGAAAUGGCAAGAGUUCAACGGCUAAUUCGAUCCUUGGACGCAAUGAGUUUGCGUCUGAAAGCAGUACUACAUGUUGCCAGUUAGGGCAAUGCGAGUGGAAGGACGGCCGAACUAUAAAUGUUGUGGACACACCUGGUCUCUUUGAUAGAAACGCGAGUAAAUUUACUGACAGAGAAAUUGUGAAGUGUAUUCAACUUGCAAGGGAUGGUGUGCACGCAUUCAUUCUGGUGCUCUCAAUUAAAAACCGAUUCACAGAAGAGGAAGCUGAUAUUUUAGAUAUCUUACAAAUGUUGUUUGGACCAAAAAGCAUUAACUACAUGAUCAUUGUCUUUACUGGUGCCGAUGACCUCGAAAUAAACAGCAGUUAUACAUUUGAGGACUAUGUGAAUGCCUCCACACUAGAUCUCAAGGGACUUAUACGUCGUUGCAAUUCAAGAGUUGUCCUUUUCGAUAAUACAACUGUAUUAACAGCAAAGAUGGAUCAUCAAAUAACUAAAUUAAUGGAGAUGGUAGACCGCAACUUCGCUGAAAAUGGAAAUCGUCCUUAUACAAAUGCAUUGUUCGAAAAUGCUAAGAGUAUGACAAUGCAAUUGUACUACAAUCGAGACAAGGAUAAGGCUUAUGAGGAUCAAAUCAAACAACAAGAAAGGUUUUAUGAAGAACAGAUCAGACUUUUAAAACAGACGAUGGCGCAGAACAUGAACUCUAUGCAACAGAAGAUGGAUGGAAUGGACCAGAAUUCGAGGCAGACAAUACAAUCUCUGCAAGAUCAAAUUAAUUCCCUUCAAAGAAGUAGAUAUGGAUACUAUCGUUAUUACUGAAAACGGGUCAUGGGGAACAAAGAAGCUUCAGAAGGGAGGAAUUCGAUAGAGUCCAGAAUCCCAAGCAUGAUGGAUGGUUAGAUUGAUGCCUACGUAUCAGGGAAUAAACAUCUAUAUUAUGUGCUACGAACACUCCAGUUAUGAACAUAAAAUGAAAUGCUUCAUUUGAUAAUUAUAAUCUAUGCCAUUAUAUGAGCUAUGGGUUAUUUGAGUGAAGUUGGGAUUGUAGUUUAUAAUUAUUUAAUAAAUAAAACAAAAAUAUAUUCAACAAUA